Messenger RNA from Papilio machaon (common yellow swallowtail), 4268 nucleotides. RefSeq names its product RB1-inducible coiled-coil protein 1 (gene Atg17). NCBI's taxonomy places the organism in Eukaryota, Metazoa, Arthropoda, Insecta, Lepidoptera, Papilionidae. Gene Ontology annotation, biological process: autophagy of mitochondrion; autophagosome assembly; autophagy of peroxisome. Gene Ontology annotation, cellular component: phagophore assembly site membrane; extrinsic component of membrane; Atg1/ULK1 kinase complex. Bases 251 to 4231 code for a protein of 1326 amino acids. The record is from RefSeq and is a predicted model, not a curated record. Gene Ontology annotation, molecular function: molecular adaptor activity; protein kinase binding. The transcript has 23 exons.
GUGGUGUUGACCUGAAGAAUUUUAUAUGCUUUUGUUCAGUGCACUAGGCGUUUAUUUUUGUCCUAUGCUCUUACGAAAUUGCAUUUCACAAAUUAACGUGUUAUCAUAUAAUAAUGUGUUAAAUUGGAAAAUGUCCUAAAGGAUUCUCAAAUGAUUCCUAAUUUUUGUUUGUGUUUGUUUAGUUAGUACUCCAUUACCAUGAAGAUAUAUUAAACAUUUUUUUAGUUUAGUUUAACAUAAAACUAUCAAAAUGCUUUAUGUGUUCCAUGUGGAUGCUGGUCAAAUGACCACAUAUGAUAUGAACCUCACCUUGCAAAGUGUGGCCAACCUAAAACUUGCUAUCGAGAGGAAAAUCAAAGUUCCAGCAAAUUCUCUGGUCCUCCUUGUGAGUGGAGGAGAGGUGUUACAAUCAGAUCAUAUAGUGUCUUCUUACAGUGCUGGCACUGACACUAACCCUAUAUACAUGUUCAGCAAACCAUCAGUAAAAGAUAGUCGCUUGAAACAGUCAUUGGUGGGUGAUCUCAGUCCAAUUGUGGAACUGAGUACAGGUGCGUUCCGUAGCGAGACUCGUAGCGCAUUCGAAGGCAAGUCUAUUGUUGACUUGAGGAGUUCAGUGGAAAUGUGCUGUUCAUUACCACCAACUGUUCAUACGGUUAUAUCAUGUGCUACAUUAGCUCAGCAGUUCAGUGACCUUGCACAUGAAGUGUCAAGGAGUUGUGACCAGCUUGUUCUGGAACAGCAUUUGCAACAUCAGGGUUGGGCAGCUGUUGUUGCUAACCUAGAAGAUAUCUACAGUGAAUUUUGUGAACGGUCAAAGAGUUUUAAAGAAUCAUUUCGGAAACAUCGUCUAAAAAAGGAAGAGUAUCAUGAAAUGUUAAAUACACUCAAUGACGUAUUAAAAAGUUUAAAAAAGAUCCCAAUCCUCCCUGCGCUUCAAUUACAUGCAGAAGCGCAUCGGUUUUCGGCUUUCGAUGUGUUCGAGGAGACGGACUUUGAGGGACAUCAUUACAGGAUCAAUCAACCAUUGGACAACAGUUCAGAGAAUCGAGCUUACCAAGAUUUCGGUGUUGAAGCAUUUAAAUUGUCUGAAGAAGAUGUUUUUAACCAAAAAAAUCCAUCAACAAGUAAAGAAGCUGAAUCAUCAGAAGAAAUACCACAAACUGAGGAGUCAGAUGAAGGUGUUUUAUUUAAGGCUAAUUCAUAUGAUGAGAAAGAUCAACCAACCUUGUUGCAUUGGAUAUUGGCUCAAGGGAAUAAAGCCUCUUUACAAGAUAUUUUAGAUUACUGUGAAAAAGGAUUAGCUUUGAUCGACGCAGAGCCACUGAAAGAAAGAGAAGCAGAGCUGUAUCAUAUAUUGGAGUAUGCCAACAUGCACGGCUUGAAGCAAAUAAAGGGCAUCGAGGAUCGUCUGUAUGGAUUGGAUCAGCUGUUGAGUGAAGUGAAGAAAAUUGAACGUGAUCAGCAUGAUCAAGCGGCCUCCCUUAUACAGUAUCGUGAUCGUUUAAACACGGCUUGCGACCCGUCGGUGUUGCCGACGCUGGUGCAGUCGCACUGCUGCCAGCUGGAGAAGUUGCUCAGCGGCCACCAGGUGUUGCUCGACAUCCGGCGCCGCAUCGCCAACUCCAAGGAUGAACUCUCACACAUACUCAAGGCUAGAUUGGAGGCGGUGCUGAUGAUCGAGAACUCGAUGUCGGUGCAGGACGCGCACGCGAUGCUGUCGUUCCAGUGCUUCAACCGGCUGGCGAGGUACUUCGGCAUCGUGGCGCAGCUGCACCAGGCACCUGCCGUCUUCGUACGAGCCGCUCACGAGGUAGCACGACGACGAGCGUUCUCCACCUCACAUCUGAAGUGGGCGACAGAUCUCGCGGAGAAGUUGCAGAAAAUCCACGAAGAGGAAGUGAACCGUCGCCAGGAGUUCAAUUCCUUGUUCGAGGGUCACUUCCUCAAGAACCUGUUCCCCGGCAUGACGGAGCUGCCGCCCGCGUACGCGACGCAGGCGCCCCCUGUCUUCGACGCGCGGCUACCGAACAUCAGUGAUGAGGAUGUCGACUAUAUAUCUAAUACUUUCCCAGAUUUAGCUAAAGAUGUACCGCAUUACGAUAUGGAGGCGACAGUCAAGUUCUUUCAUCAAAGACUAUCCGCAUCAGAUCAUGAAGAACGAGACAUCGAUAUUCAAGUGGACCUCGAUAAGGACUUCGAAUCAGAGACGGAAGCAGGUGAUUUCGAAAAGCUGAGUCGUCAAAGCGGUUUGUCGAAGCAAAAGAUGGAUAUAUCAACGACAUGUGCUCCAGAAACUCUGGCAGUAUCCACAUUGACAGAGGAUAAUAUGGACACUCAUAAAAUAAACAUCGAAAAGCUACAAGACUUUCUAAGUAAACUGUGCACUCUUUGUAAAGUUAAUAUAUUGUAUAUAAAAGAAGAAUUAGUUAAAUUAAAAAUGGAUAUUGAUGAACAGAAGAAAUACAUGUCAGGGAAAUAUUUAGAAGUUAUAAAAGAAUGGGACAAGAGUAAUUCAGAGGCAGCUAUCAGGUUUAGAGAGCAGACGCAAAGGCUGACGGUGGAUCAUGAACUGGAAAUGAGCGACAUGAAAGCGUCUCUAACUGACAAAGAUGAAAUAAUUAAUUGUCUUAAAAGAGAAAAUGAAGAAAUGAAAGUACAACAUGAAAUGGACAUAAAAAGACUGGAAACAGAAUGUCAGAGUUAUAAAGAAUUAGUUGAGAAAACCAGAGAAGAGUUAAAAGCGGUGGAGAAGAAUUUAGAAGAAACAGAAGCACAAAAACAAAAGAUGCACAUGGACUUCAAAGCUGAAAUAGAAGUUAUGCGUUCGCGAUUUAGGUUUGUAGCACUUACUAAUAUGGAUAGGUCGCCGUCAGAAUCUAGCUUAGAGAAGAUAGAGCGCGCCGAUGUCAUAGAGAUCAACAGUCACAACGCAAUAGUGAUGCAGACAAAAGAGAACGCGGAGGUGGAGAAGGAAGAGGCGGUCAGAGUAGCAGUGGAGAAGUGUAGAGCGGAAUGCGAACAGAAGAUUACCGCAGAAGUCGCGCUACUUAAAGCGAAAUUCGAAGCUGACAAGCAGGUGACUGUGAACGAGGUGACUCGACGCUUGCUGGCCGAGAAGGAUCGUCAGCUAGAGGCGGGACGAGAGCGCGAGGCCGCGCUGCUGCGGGAGUGCGGCAAACAUCGCGACACCAUCCGGCAGCUCACCGACCCCGACACAGACUCCGCAGACACCAUGCUUAAAACACAGCUUGCAACACUCGAGAACGAAAAGGCAGCACUUCAAACACAAAUUGCGGAGCUUAAGAAAGAGCUGGAAAAGAAGAAUGACGAGGGAGACAAGAGUAGAGAAGAUGACAGUGAGGGAAGCAGAUCGUCGCCGAAGCGGGAGGAGACUUGCGUGCGACGCGGGCGCGCGCGGUGCCACACGCCGUGCGGGCUGGCGGCGGGCGCGCUCAGCCUGUCCUCCUGUCUGCCUGGACACACCGUGCUGCUGCUCUGGGACCCAGCACAUCUCAACUACACCGUCAUGCAGGAGGCGUCGAUGAUGUACUUCGUGCACAGCGACUGCCUGCCGGCGCUGGACCUCAGCAUCCACGUGAAGAACGAGAGCGAGCGCCGCCUCUACACCGUCGCCACCGUUGACUCCAAGGAGUUCUGCUACGCUAAGAAGAAUGGCAACCGGUACCAGAUGCCGCGUGGGUCGCGUUUCUACCGCGUGCGUGUGCGUCCUCUGAGACCGCACCUUCCACUGCCGCCUUGCUGCGACCAGCGACACAAGCAGGAUGCAAUGAAGGGCGGCGUUCUGUCCAUGCUCGCUGAGAACAGACCGCUCAAGAAGUGGUUGACCUACAUGCAUGCUCCAGGUCUUCCGCCUUUAUACUUCAUACUUCACUAUAAAUUACUCAAUAUCCAAAAAGCAGUCGAUACCAGCCAAUCAACCAGUUCGAACACGGACGAGGCGUGCCGGGUGGGCGGAGUAAGCGAGGUGGGCGGGGCCAGUGAGGUGGGAGAGGUGGCGACCGCGACCCUGAUCAAUCUGGAGUCCCCUGUGGCGGGCGAAAGUGAGGCGCAGAGGGAGGCGGAGGACCAGCUCGACUCCAUUGAGGCCAGCGACCAGUGGAACAGCGCCAGGAUGCACAUGUCUACAGUCAGCGCUGUUACGGACAUGGAGUGCAGCGUUGGGCGUUGCGUCGGCGCUGAGCUGGAGCUGGCGCAGGAGGCGGCGCCCUGACAGCGCGCCCCACCCCACGCCCCGCCCCACGCCCCGC